Molecule: messenger RNA, 1291 nt
Organism: Mercenaria mercenaria
Lineage: Eukaryota; Metazoa; Mollusca; Bivalvia; Venerida; Veneridae
Exons: 2
Coding region: 400-840 (146 amino acids)
Source: RefSeq, a predicted model, not a curated record
ACCUUAAUUGGUAAAGAAAUGAGGAAAUGUAUUGACUUUGGAGUUGCUAAGAAGUCGUGUAGAAUAUGCAAGAUCAGCCAAAAGAAAGAGAAAAAAGCAAAGUUUCAUGACUGCAGACGAACUUCUCUGGUUCGUCGAAGGCAAUGCAAUCCUUUUUAGCGGUUAGAGGAAUUAAGAAUCUAAAAUGUCAAUGGUUAAAUAUUAAAAAGGUAGUUAUGGACGACGAUAGCACAACAUACGUGAGAAUAGUGCAGUGAUAAAAAUCACGUGACUAAAGGGUUUACAAGUGAUCUUUACAAAUUAAAAGAGAAAAGUAAUAAAUUAACUGCAACAGUAAUAAAUUAUCUGAAAAAGUGUUUUAAUUAUGCAGUCAGUUAAAAUAAAGGGGAUCCAGCAGGAAUGAAAAGAAGCAUCGCGGCCAUUGUACCCCAUUCAUUUGGGUCACAUGAUGCGUGUGCUGAUCACGAGUGGUGUCGAUUCAAACUAGAGAAGGAUUACAAGCGUAAGUCCCUUCCACACUGCAAGGAUUUAGCAGACGACUUUUUGAAGAAAGACCUAGAGGACCUUAUGGGAAAAUAUACAACACCUGCUAUGUGCAGAAAACUUGCUGAACUACAGUCAACUAAUUCAGUAGAAAAUAUGAACCAGUUAAUUGCAAGAAAGGCUCCGAAAUCAAUGCAUUUCUCAGGUUCGGAAAGUCUUGACUAUCGUGUUUCUGCAGCCGCAACUCAAAAGAACGAAGGAAGCAGUUAUAUAUGCACAGUGAAUGAGACUCAUAAAAUGACACCAGGGAAAGUAACGGCUAAGCGCUUUCAAGGGAUUGACAGAAAACGAGGAUAGAUAUUGUCAUUAGUCUUCACAAGGGGCAAAAAAGCGCAGACUCGAUUUAAAGUUGGAAAAAAAGUAAAUCAACAGUUCAAUGAAAAUUUAGAGGGUAUAUUGUACCAGACCGGAGUUCUAGCAAAUACAGAAAUGGAUGACAAUUCUAUAGAGGUUGUCCCGGAACCGUUAUUAUUAAACUCGUAGAAAUGCCGUCUACAUGGGAAAUCGACAAUUCUGUUCGAUCUAGAGACAACUGUGUUCGGUAUUUAUCUUUUAUUUGUAAAUACUUCUUUUCCACAUCAGUGACGACUUAAAGUUCAUAUAUCCGUAAAAUACCUGUAAAAACUCAAAAACCUCGAAUAAUAGCAAUACAUGUACCUCAUAUUUUAACUUAUAAAUGUAGUAGUAUCCUGUAUGAAAUAUAUGUAAUGGUUACCAUAAGUCGUACAUAUACUUGAAGGCAUCGUGA